Penicillium angulare is the source of this 786-nucleotide messenger RNA. Its product is annotated as amphiphysin-like protein RVS161. The transcript is spliced from 6 exons. The coding region runs from base 1 to 786 and encodes 261 amino acids. Lineage: Eukaryota; Fungi; Ascomycota; Eurotiomycetes; Eurotiales; Aspergillaceae. Gene Ontology annotation, cellular component: Rvs161p-Rvs167p complex; actin cortical patch; mating projection tip. Gene Ontology annotation, biological process: endocytosis; plasma membrane tubulation; actin cortical patch localization. The record is from RefSeq and is a predicted model, not a curated record. Gene Ontology annotation, molecular function: protein binding; lipid binding.
AUGUCUUGGGCAGGCUUCAAAAAGAAUGUCAACCGUGCUACUACGCAGGUGAUGAUGAAGACUGGACAUGUGGAAAGGACAAACGAUCGCGACUAUGAGAUUGAAGAACGACGAUACCGAACUAUGGAGACGGCGGCCAAUCGGCUGCAAAAGGAGGCAAAGGGAUAUCUGGAUUCGUUGCGAGCGAUGACUGCAUCGCAAAUGCGUAUUGCUGAGACUAUCGAUGCCUUCUACGGAGAUGCCGGAACUAAGGACGGUGUGAGCCGUAGCUAUAAGCAAGCUGUUGAGGAUCUGGAUGCCGAGACGAUCAAGGCUUUAGAUGGACCAUACCGAACCACCGUCCUCGACCCCAUCUCCCGCUUCUGUGCAUACUUCCCCGAUGUAAACGAAUGUAUCAAGAAGCGCAAUCACAAACUCCUCGAUUACGACGCCAUGCGCGCAAAGGUAAAGAAGCUCGUCGAAAAGCCCGAUAAGGACGCUACAAAGCUACCGCGUACAGAGCGUGAAGCCGAAAUCGCCAAACAGGCAUACGAGCAGUUGAACGAGCAGCUAUUCACCGAGCUGCCGCAGCUUAUUGAUCUCCGUGUUCCGUAUCUCGAUCCAAGCUUUGAGGCACUUGUUAAGAUCCAGUUGAGGUUUUGUGCGGAGGCGUAUUCGCGAAUGGCGCAGGUGCAGCAGUAUCUUGAUGCGGAGACGAGAGAUCAAUAUGCUCGUGGUGAUUUGGAUAAUCGGGUUGAGGAAGUGUUGCAGGAGAUUCGCGAUUUAAGUAUUGCGGGAACUGUUUAA